AUUCUGUAGCUACUGCCGGAGAGAUUGUCUUCGGUCACUUCUCGGAACUUCUCGGAUCUCUGUGCUGUGUUCAAUCUCGUGCACUGUCCUCUCUCUUUUUUUUUCUCUCGCGGGCUCUCUCUCUCUCUCUUCAUGCUGUCUAUCUCCUGCUACCUGUUCCCCUCAGCUCGGAGUCUCUCAGUUCCAGCGGCUCAGUCACAGCGCACAGAGCACGGAGCCCAAGUGUUCAAUACCGAACCCACCGAACUCGACCGUAUUUAGUCCUCCGCGAGGAAGCGAGAAGCCCAGCCCUGGAUUCAAUACUUUUAAUCAAUGGACAGAGUCCUCUCAACGGCCAACCGAGGUACCGACACGCCAUAAGCAGUCCUUAUCCUCUGGCUGGUGUUCGCCCUGUAGUGUGGAGGGGGAUGGAGCGUGGUGGAGGAGAGAGCCCUCGUUUACGGGAGAGCCCUGAGCGACGUGGGAGCAGCAGUCCUGAGAUCUGCGGCCCCCCACCAAAGAUGGGUCGUGUGGAACUCAACGGCAGUCCCACAGGUCACCGCAGUCGCCACAAUGGGGCCCCACAGAGACCUCUUUGCGGUCUGAUGAUUCCAGUCUUCUGUAUAGUGGAGCAGGUGGAUGGAGGGAUGAUAUCAGAUGGAGAGAGCCGGGAGGAACAUGCAGAGUUUGUGUUGGUCAGGAAAGACAUCCUUUUCACUCAGCUGGUUGAGACUGCACUUCUCGCCCUUGGCUACUCCCACAGUUGUGCAGCCCAGGCACAUGGCAUCAUUAAGGUGGGCCGCUGGAACCCCCUGCCCAUCCAUUACCUGACAGAUGCUCCAGAGGCAACGGUUGCUGAUAUGUUGCUGGACGUUUACCACAUGGUCACGCUACACAUCCAGCUACAGAGCUUUGCCAAACUGGAGGACCUUCCAUCAGAGCAGUGGAAUCACGCUACAGUACGCAGCGCCCUCAAAGAACUACUCAAAGAGAUGAACCAGAGCACACUGGCCAAAGAAUGUCCUCUCUCCCAGAGUAUGAUCUCCUCAAUAGCGAAUAGUUCCUACUAUGCUAAUGUCUCAACUGCUAAGUGCCAAGAGUUUGGGCGCUGGUACAAGAAGUACAAAAAAAUUAAAGGGGAUUAUUUGUGGCAAGGACGGGAGAGCUCGGAAAUCAAGGUUGAAAGGGACAGUCUCACUGACUUCUGUAUAUUAGCCCAGCGUCCGCCCUCUCACCUGGCUGGUCUGGCGCAGCUCGGUCCCUUGAAUAGUGCCGGCUCUCUGGUGAAAGGCAGCUCUGGAGAACCACAGAAUUCAGCCCAGUCUCAGCCUCCAUCCCAAGGGCAGCCACAAGCUCCAUCAUCUCACGGACAGCUCCAUCACAGUCCUCCGCUACGGGCUCAGGUGCCUCCUCCACCUCCGCCUGCCACCCUGCAACCUCUUUUGGCACCUGGAGGACUUCUCUCACCCCAGCUCAGUCCACAGCUGGUGAGGCAGCAGUUAGCCAUGGCUCAUCUAAUCAACCAGCAGCUGGCCGUCAGCCGCCUCCUGCAUCAGCAUCCACAGGCUCUUAACCAACAGUUUCUCAAUCACCCACCCAUCCCGCGGCCUAGCAAGUCCGGUGGCCCUGGAGAGCCCGGAUCCAACCCCUCAUCUGCGGAAGUCUCCUCUGAUAUCUACCAGCAGGUGCGAGACGAGCUGAAAAGGGCCAGUGUCUCACAGGCAGUGUUCGCUCGAGUUGCCUUCAACCGUACACAGGGCCUGUUGUCAGAGAUCUUACGAAAAGAGGAGGACCCACGCUCAGCCUCUCAGUCCUUGCUAGUGAACCUCAAAGCGAUGCAAAACUUCUUGAACUUACCUGAGAGUGAAAGGGACCGAAUUUACCAGGAAGAGCGAGAACGCAGCAUGAACCCCCCUGUGAGUCUGCCGCCAAGCACAAACCCCAGCCCUGGUGGCGCCCGCCUCUCUCAGAAAGUGUGGGAGCGCAGCAUCGAUGAACAGUUAACCCCUGACGCGUGGGCAUCUAUUUGGAAGAAUAAGACCAAAAUCACAAACUCGUCCAAAACUUCUGGUCCUAACCCUGACCUUCCCCUGAAACUGGAGCCGCUGGUUAACAUCACCUCAGCCAUUUAUGACGAAAUCCAGCAGGAGAUGAAACGAGCAAAAGUGUCUCAGGCACUUUUCGCCAAGGUGGCAGCCAACAAGAGCCAAGGAUGGCUGUGCGAGCUGCUUCGCUGGAAAGAGAGUCCCAGCCCGGAGAACAGGACUCUCUGGGAGAACCUGUGUACUAUCCGGAGGUUUCUGAGCCUUCCACAAGCGGACAGGGAUCUGGUGUAUGAGGAAGAGUCCCGCCAUCACCACAGUGAACGGCUGCACACUGUACUACACUUACCCACUGACCCUCAGGCACUUCACAGACAGCCAAUGCAGCCACUGAAGGACCACUCUCCCAUCCGAGAAGAACCUGUUCCUAGUUCUGGAGCUGAAGAUAACCCUCAGGCUAAUGCAGGUUCAGGCAACAGCGGAGGGGUUUGCAACAUCACAAAAAAACCUCGCUCACGCACCAAGAUCUCUCUGGAGGCACUCGGCAUCUUACAGAGCUUUAUCCAAGAUGUGGGCCUCUACCCUGACCAGGAAGCUAUCCACACCCUUUCAGCCCAAUUAGAUCUGCCCAAACACACCAUUGUUAAGUUCUUCCAGAAUCAGCGUUAUCAUGUGAAGCAUCAUGGCCGACUAAAGGAGCUUGGAUCUGAGGGCGGCGGUGUAGACGUUGCUGAAUAUCGUGAUGAGGAGCUGCUCUCCAGUUCAGAGGAUGCGGAAUCCAGUGAAGAUGGCCAUGAGGACAUCUACAGUGGGCAUGAAAACGCACCAGCCAGAGCAGCCAACUCUGUUUCAACUCCAGCUGUUUCAUCAGGCCUGGAUGAGAAAAAAGACAAAAGCCUGCCUCUGGGAUCAGCCAGACCCAGCUCCCUGCCCCCAUGUGGUUCAUCCCCAAGUCCCCGAGAUCAAGCAGAAUAUCAGAGAUAAAACAGUCUCAACAAAGACUAUACUGUGGGUGGGGAAAGGCAAGGAGUGAGCACUUAACAACUAUUCUGUAGUGGAUGAGAGAGUGUUGCGGACAACUUAGAAACUUUCUGACAAAGACACAGUGUCCUCUGAGGACCUGUAAAAGGCAAACCAAACCAGACAAGAUCUGCAUUUUGAUUAAGGUGGCAAGUAAAGUUUUGUUAUAGAAAAAUCUGUUGUGAUCUACUUCUGGCCUCAUACCUCACAAGUUACUUACAGGGGUGGCAUGGUACGGAAGCAAACCCUGUGGCGUACUACAAGGAACGAAUUUGGUUAGCUCAACCCCAAGAUGUCACAAGCAUUCAAACUUGCAUGCUAAGAAUGUCAAGAAGGCCAGUCUUUGUGUUUCAUUUUUAAUCUGAGAGCUGGGGGUCUCUCGCAAAAUACCACUAUCCAUGCCCCCUCUUUAUCUCUACAGGGUUAAAAUGGCAGGGACAGUGCUUUGGAUGAGCCAAUGAUCUCCUAUAGGACCUCAACAACAUCACUCCUGUCCGAUCUGGGAGCCUAGUGGGCGGCUGUGGCUGUCCUCAUCUUCCCCUCCAUGAUGGGGCAUUCUGGUGGUCACCAACUGAGGGCUGUGCUUGACUGCUAAAGCGGUUGGUUGAGUUGGAGGUACAGAUGAGAUCUUGAGUAUACACAUCAGACCAUCCCAGGAACCCUACUAUAAACACAUGUGGUGUGCUGAAAGGUCCACAGUUAGCCCAGUGGCGCUUUUAAAGACUAUGCCAUCCUUCCCAACCACAACUGUCAUUCCAAGCAGUCCCACACAGUUCAAGAAAUCACUGUUUUACCCCCACCACCCAUGCACACCCAAUACAGACUGUGCAAUCAGUCACUCCUGUCCAGUGGUUGAAGGUUUGCCUUAUACAGAUAUGUUUAGAUCGUAAGUUUCAUUCCAGUUUUGCUCUCUCUACAUUUAAAAGACAGUAAGAAUAAAACAUAAUUGGCAGGAGAACUGACUGCUAUGGACAGAUGGACAAAGGUGAGGGUGCAGUCUGCCUCUGCAUCUGCCUCUUGCUUAGUGGAGAACCAUUUCCAGCAACUGCGCUUAUUUGGAAGUGUGGUAGUCUUUCCCUCUUCCGUCACCUCCCAUAGCUUUCUCUUUUACUGACUGAUGCCUACAAUGUCCUGAUUUGACCACACUUGCCCACACCCAAUUCCACAGCACUAUUUAUUGCUAUCUUCACCCUCAAUUAUUAUUGUUAUUAUUGUUAUUAUUGUUAUUAUGGUUGUUCUUGCUGUUAUUUUUAGUUCUGUUUUCAUGGUCUAAUAUCAGCUUUUGGCUUGCAGCAGAUGUUUUGGUAAUGAGAGACGUUGUGAAAGAAAGUAGCACUGCCAAAACAGAGAGGAAUGAAUUGGAAGCAGUUACUGAAGUUACUGAGUGAAUCAUGUGAUAUAUCAGCAUUAUGUGCUUUUCCAAAGAGAACAGCACUUGGCAGAUGAGAUGUUGAAUAUUAAAACAAUAGAAAUAAGAGGAAUCAGUGGAAUUUAUAUGAUCUUUUUGUGCAUAAGAUGACAAUCCUUCUUUUGAGCCAAUCAGAACUCAGCAAGCAUUCUGAUUAAAACUUUGAUCAGCGUAACUUGAGGCAACAUGGCCACCUGUUGCAAAUCAUCCAUGACACCGUGGCAACACUUGUAUCCAGGGUUCUGAUUUGUUUUUGAGAAUCAGCUGCUACUUGCUUUUUCAAAGGAAAUAGACAAAAUAUUGU
Cyprinus carpio (common carp) is the source of this 4753-nucleotide messenger RNA. RefSeq names its product DNA-binding protein SATB2-like. Gene Ontology annotation, biological process: chromatin remodeling; regulation of transcription by RNA polymerase II. Gene Ontology annotation, molecular function: DNA-binding transcription factor activity, RNA polymerase II-specific; RNA polymerase II cis-regulatory region sequence-specific DNA binding. The record is from RefSeq and is a predicted model, not a curated record. NCBI's taxonomy places the organism in Eukaryota, Metazoa, Chordata, Actinopteri, Cypriniformes, Cyprinidae.